AAACACAUCAAAGCCUUUUUUUGUAUUCAUUUGCAUUCAAUAUUGAAUAAUAGUAGUACUUGAAGUCAAAAAUAGUUCAAUUGAUUAAAUCGGAAUAAGAAAAUGGGUGUUACUUUGGAAAUUAUUGUUAAGGGAGAUGGAAAGAAUGUACCAAAACCAGGACAAACAGUGAGUGUACACUACACAGGAUUUAUUGCCUCAGAUAAUGGAUCAGAUGAAGGAGUUGAAUUUGAUAGUAGUAGAAAGAGAGGAAAACCAUUCAAAUUUAAAUUAGGAGUUGGAGAAGUAAUUAAAGGAUGGGAUGAAGGUGUUGGUCAGAUGAGUUUAGGAGAAAGAGCUAAAGUAAGAAUGACACCAGAUGUAGCCUAUGGAUCAACAGGAUUUCCAGGUCUUUUCAAAGGAGAUAAAACCAUUAUAUUUGACGUAGAAUUAUUAGACUUUUAUUGAGAAGCCUUGUAGUCAGGUUGCAAGAGUGUAACAACAACUUUAUCAUGAACACCUUGCAAAAGUAAUUCACCUUGGAAAUCAAUAAUUUUACGCUUCUUGGCAGCUAUUUCAUUGUUGCAUUGAUUAAUUAGUUAGAUAUUUUGAUCAAAAUGGUGAUUAACUUACCUUUCAUUGUACCAACUUUGUAAAUAACAAUUUUAGUAAAUUAUAAUUUAUCAUCAU
Messenger RNA from Naegleria gruberi, 669 nucleotides. RefSeq lists its product as uncharacterized. NCBI's taxonomy places the organism in Eukaryota, Heterolobosea, Eutetramitea, Acrasida, Naegleriidae. Bases 103 to 447 code for a protein of 114 amino acids. The transcript has 3 exons. Gene Ontology annotation, molecular function: peptidyl-prolyl cis-trans isomerase activity. The record is from RefSeq and is a predicted model, not a curated record.